UUAGUGGCAUUUCGCAUUCAAUUUGUAUCGUUCAGUGCUGAGGCAAGCAAAGUGAUGACGUCGUGUCUGGCGAAGUUUAACAAAAUCUCGUUUGUAUCGUUUUAAAUUUGUCUUCAAGUGUUGAUUUUAAUAAGAGCCGUCCUAGUGCGAUAUCUACGUAAAAUCAAACGAAAAAACUGCGACAGGCUAUCGAGCGGCAACAAUGUUGUAACUUUGCUGAUUAGCUAUUCGUGUGCUAGAAAGAAGUGCACACGUAGGUACAUCAAAAGUGCAAGGCUAAGCAUACUAUACCACAAUGGAAUUCGUCGAAAUGAUACGAACGCCCAAACUGGAUGGUGUGUUGUUGUAUGAACAGCUAAAGCGAGAACAAAUCGACGGAACGCUUUGCGUUACCGGUCAUCAUUUAAUACUGAGCACUCGUCGGGAAGGUGCACGAGAGCUGUGGCUUUUACAUCAGAAUGUUGAUAUUGUCGAACGGAAACCAUGCAUUAUUAACAACGUUCUGGAGGGAGGCACUAUUAUCCUUAAGUGCAAAGAUUUGCGAAUUAUUCAGCUGAAAAUCGGCUCUCCUCAAGAGUACUUCAACGUGUCCAACUCGAUCGAACAGCUAUCGAAUCUGGAGGAAACAAAAAAGCUUUAUCCAUUCUUUUUUAUUCCGAUGUACAACGUUAUACAGGAUGGUCACACGGAGUACUCAGUGGAGACCGAGUUUGCCAAACUGCUAGCAACGGAUGAUUGGCGAUUGACAACUGUAAAUCAAGACUUUCGUGUGUGUCCAUCGUACGGGUCUCGGCUGGUAGUGCAAAAGUCGAUAUCGGACGAGCAGAUUAUCCAGUCAGCAGCGUUUCGCGAUGGCGGUCGGUUUCCGCUGUUGGCAUAUAAGCAUACGAACGGUGCUGUUUUGUUUCGAUGCUCUCAACCCCUGUCUGGUCCGGGAGUGAAACGGUGCCGUGCGGAUGAAGCCAUUCUGAACGCCGCGGUCGAACCGGGUGGCAAGAAGGGUUGCAUCUUUGACACGUGGGGCAAGAGUAAAAACACCAACACUGAAAUCGAACCGCACUAUCCGCAGUGGAGGGUUUUCAGUCGACCGAUCGGUGCUCUGAGUUCGGUUUCGGCACUAUUAGAUAGUUUUGUGAAAUUAAUGGAGGCGUGCAACGAUGUCACUGCCAGCACGGAUCGCUGGCUGACCAGGCUGGAAAAUUCCAGCUGGUUAAGUUUCGUGCUGAAUGCGAUUAAUGUAUCCUGCGUUGUGGCGCAGUGCCUUGCACUGGAAACGGUACCCGUUGCGGUACACGGUGGAAAGGGACUCGACACUCCGCUGAUCGUGACUUCGGUGGCGCAGAUUAUUCUAAAUCCUGACUGUCGGACAAUAAAAGGACUGCAGGCCUUAAUCGAACGGGAGUGGCUUCAAGGGGGCUAUCCCUUCUCGACUCGUCACAAACACUCGUGCUACACGCCGUCGGCGCAGCGGCACAAAACUUCUAGCGCAACGUUUGUUCUGUUUCUUGACUGUGUCUUUCAAUUGUACAACCAGUUUCCCUGUAGUUUCGAGUUUGACUCGCGCUACCUGAUUAUGCUAUUCGAGCACAGUUAUUGCAGCCAGUAUGGCACAUUUUUGGGAGAUUCGGACCGAGAGCGAACCGAACUGCGGGUACGGGAACGUACGACAAGCCUGUGGAGUUACAUUAACCGGCCCGAGAUCAUCGAUACUCUGCUCAACCCGAUGUAUGUUCCGAAUGCAUCGAUAAUCUGGCCAUCGGUGGCCCCGCUCAGCAUUAUCCUCUGGUCGGAAAUGUACACCCGUUGGGUGAUCGACCAAAGCCAAUCGCAAGCCACACGCGAUCGGAUGCGGGCGAUCAUUAGCGACGAGAAAGAGCUGGAAAAGCGGGCGAAAAAAUUGCGACGUGAACUGGCCGAAUUGCAGCGCGAAUAUCAACAGCUGAAACUGCUGGAUGAAGAUGAAACGUCCGUGCAUGGAGAGGAGGAUUAUGAUGAUGACGAAUUCGAUGACCACUGCAAGGACUUUACUCCUGCUGGACGCUUCACCAUCCGCCGCAUUUGGUUGUUCUCCAUGGAUUGCAGUUCAUCAGGGAUAACCCUUGUCGUCUCUCCCCUCAAUUUCGUCAUGGGGUGAUGGUGGAUCUGUAGAACCCAAAGUUUCAGCAGCAGAGGUUGCUCUUAGAGGUGGUAAGAAAAACAUGCAUCUUACCCGGGAGUCUCGCUACACCAUGCGUUGCACAAUAACUUGUUUGUUGUGAAUUGGGCAGAGUCGAUGGCAAUGCGCCAUGAAGUAUGCAAUUGAUUGUAACCCUUCAUAACGAGUGGUUAGCAUCUUUGUUUUGUACCAUAUCUUAUGUGAAAUAUAGGGACCUAUUACAGAAGCCGAGUAGACUCGUUACGACUAUGCAUUUCGAAUGAGACGAGUUGCUCGUCGAUUCGUCGAUGCUCGUACAAUAAAUCUGCGAGUUGAAAUGACUAAUUUCAUAGGAAUAGAGAUUACCUGUAAAACAGUAUACAUCACUCAAUUUGUCAUUACUAAUACGCACGAUGACGAAUGAGAACACGAUGAUGACAUACUAUUUGAUGACAAUAAAAUGAUAACUGUUCAUUGAGUUUUUAAGAAAAGGACAAAUUAAAGCUGGAAUUAAAUUAACAUGUACGUAGAAACUAGAACAGAGUGAAAAUGUGUGUUUUCUAACAAUGACAUCAACCUUAUAGGAUCAGUAUGUGUUUUCAUCAUACCAUUUUAUCGUACUACCGUUAAUCAUGUAUAACAAUUCUGUAUAUAAAUCUUUCUUCAUAUUAUAAUGUGGAUUUAAUUUAGCUCUAAUCAACGUGAUCUUCUAGGGACUUGAGUAAGUAUUCUUGUGUAAUUCUUCGUUGAAAUUGAAAUAUCUGUUCUAGUUGACCGCCGUUGCUCUUUUCCAAGGCUUUUUACAUCAUUGUCCUGAAAAAUAAAUC
Wyeomyia smithii (pitcher-plant mosquito) is the source of this 2961-nucleotide messenger RNA. RefSeq names its product myotubularin-related protein 9. The record is from RefSeq and is a predicted model, not a curated record. The coding region runs from base 296 to 2134 and encodes 612 amino acids. Lineage: Eukaryota; Metazoa; Arthropoda; Insecta; Diptera; Culicidae. The transcript is spliced from 5 exons. Gene Ontology annotation, biological process: negative regulation of autophagy.